Messenger RNA from Spodoptera littoralis (African cotton leafworm), 834 nucleotides. NCBI's taxonomy places the organism in Eukaryota, Metazoa, Arthropoda, Insecta, Lepidoptera, Noctuidae. The record is from the annotation of a GenBank genome assembly.
AUGAUAAAGAUAUGGCUCGUACUUUGUGUUGUAGUCAGUUGGGCAAACGCAGAAAAAGUAAAUUCGUCAUGUGAGUGCGGUAUCGCCGGGCAUAACCGGCGUAUAGUGGGCGGCACCACCGUACAACCUCACGCGUACCCAUGGCUGGUGUCGCUCAUGUUAGGACCGAAGUUGCACUGUGGAGGGGCUAUCAUCACCGAUUUGCACAUAUUGACAGCGGGACACUGCAUCACUUUUGGGAUACAUUAUCGGGACCUGACUGUAUACGUGGGCAUGCAUGACCGACUCGACACUUCUUACGUGUCUAUGCGCGUUGAGAAUGGUGUAAAACACCCUCAUUUCACCUCUAAUGCUGUUCGGGACAUUAAUGACAUAGCAAUCUUGACUCUUGACAGCCGACUCAAGUUCUCAGAGAAAGUUCGACCGAUUUGCCUGCCGGAGGACUCAAUGGACUUUAGAAACUUGCCUUUAACAGUUGCUGGGUGGGGUAAAACCAGACAGGGUGCAUUGACAUCAUCAAGAUAUUUGCUUGAAACCAAAGUACAGAUUGUGGACGGUGAAAAAUGUAAGAAAUCGGCAAUAUACAAGGACAAUCUGGUCAGUGAUACUAUGAUGUGCGCUUACAGUCUUGGGAAAGACGCAUGUCAGGGAGACAGCGGUGGACCAUUAUUUUCAACUCACCGAAGGUCAUUUAACAAAAAGUGGUAUCAAGUUGGUAUUGUAUCCUGGGGUAUAGACUGUGCCAUGCCGGAUUAUCCAGGUGUCUACACAAUCGUGGGGAAGUACAUUCCCUGGAUCAGGCAGCAGACUGCAGAAGGAUCGUACUGUGUAUAA